AAUAAUAUUUGGCAAAUAUACAUGUUGAAAAGAAGAAGAAGAAAGAAAACGUAGUGGGUAAUGUGUAUAUAAAUAAAGUAGAAAAGGGUAGGAGGUGCAAUGCAAAGAGGGGGGGAGAAGGAAUCUGGGAAGAGAGAAGGUUUUGUUCUAAGAAUUUGUUAGGGAAAAGGAAGAAAAUAGGUCUGCAAAUUCUGGAGGCAGCGGUGUCGUGUAUAGAGAUACUUUGUGUUUGGGCAGAAAGUGAAACAAUAAUAAUAAUAAUAAUAAUAGGAGUAGUAGGGGGUUUCCCUUGGGUUGUCUCUUUCAGUCUUUUUAAUACAUGAGCCAAGUCAGUGUUCCACGUGCUCCUGGGGAGUCUCCCCUUUUGAAUGGUACUAGUACUAGUUAUUUGACUUGUUCUCUGCGCAUGGAAGCCAUGAAAGGAGCAAGAGUUGGCGUGGGCGAGGACCACGACAUGGGUGACGGAAUGCAAUGCAGUGACCACCCUUACAGAAACAACCCUGGCGGUAUCUGCGCCUUCUGCCUUCAAGACAAACUCGGCAAGCUUGUUUCCUCUUCUUUCCCUCUCCCUCUCCUUCCUCCUUCUUCCCCUUCUUCCUCCUCCACUCUCCCUUCCAUCUCCUCCCUUCCUCCCUCCUCAGCCCCCGCUCCUUCCUCCUCCACCGCCGUUUCUCACUUCAAUCAUCCAUACUACCCUCGUAGAACGCGCCUCCCUUUUCUCUUGCCCAAGAAGAAGAGCAAGAAACCCACGUCAGCACCCACCUCUGAUAAUAUCCUUCUCAAGCGCAGCAAAUCCACUGCCACUCCCCGAAGAAACCGCUCCUUGGUCGACGACGACGACAACGACGACGACUUAGUCAUUGGGCCUUUUAGUCCCAGGAAGAGAAACGGCUUCUGGUCCUUUCUCUAUCUCUCUUCCAAAUCAUCCAAGAAACUCAACUCCAAAAGCUUCAGAGACAACAACAUCAACAACACUCCGAGGAUCUCCUCCAUUAACUUAGCACCGGCAAGUACUAGUUCUGCAAAGCUUAAAGAAAAGUGUUGCUCUGGUUCUUCUCUCAAGACUGACAUUGUUGUUGAACAAGAUAACAAUAACAGUAACAGUCCCAACACUGCUUCUGCUUCUUCUUUCGAGCGCAAGGUUUCGAGAUCUAAAUCUGUUGGGUGUGGUAGCAGAAGCUUCUCUGGGGACUUCUUCGAGAGAAUCUCUACUGGCUUUGGAGAUUGCACUCUCAGGAGAGUGGAGUCUCAGCGUGAAGGUAAGCCGAAGGGGACUGGUGGUGGCGCCUCCGCCGCCGUGAGCCGUGCCGGCGAACAACACCACCACCAUUGCAUUAAAGAGAGGGUCCGGUGCGGAGGCUUGUUUAGUGGGUUCAUGAUGACUUCGUCUUCUUCGUCCUCGUCUUCUUCCUCGUAUUGGGUUUCUUCUUCUGCUGAUGAUGCUGCUGCUGUGAAUGGGAAAUCAGCGACUGUGGCACUCUCUCAUAACAGAGGUAGGAGUUGGGGUUGGGCUUUUGCGAGUCCCAUGAGAGCUUUUAGCGGUAAACCUUCUUCUAAAGAGAGUAACCGAAGGGAUAUUAUAAGAGAUGCCAAUGAUAAGAAUGCCACGCCUAACUUAUCUGCUAUACCUUCCUUGCUUGCUGUCAGAGGCUGAGAACUGAGAAGAGCACAAGGAGCAAAGAAAAAAAAAGCAAAAAAGAAAAACCAUUCGAGGGCUUUAACUUGGUCUAUUAUACACAUUAGUACUAUGAUGUUAAUUACUGUUUAUUACUACUUUGUUUAUCUUGUGGAUGGGUGUUAAUUUAAUUUCCUUCAUUAGUAAUCUAAUACUUUCAAGUUCAUUCCUUUCAUUCUCUAUUAUACUGCUUUGUGAAUUAUGUGACCAGCUAUGGGCAAAUCUCUGGAAAUCAGAAUCCUUGCUGGUGGCAGUGAAUAGAGUGUGUUCGAAAAGAGGGAAAUUGGAGAAGAAAAUCUCGAUGCAUUGCAUUCUCUGUCAUCACGUGGCUUGUUUGAACUAUUACACUGGUUUGUAAUUUUUGUAGUGUCCUUCUUGUAAUUUCCACACUGUGAUGCUACGCCAAAGAUGUGUAAUUUUUAUUUAUUUGCGAAAAUCACUAUUCACAUGCAUACACAUGUUUGGGGAUGGUGUAGCCACAAUAGGGAAUAUCUUUAGAACCACUCUGAGCUAUAUGUUAUGUGUUAAGAUGCAAUUUAAUAA
Glycine soja is the source of this 2218-nucleotide messenger RNA. RefSeq lists its product as uncharacterized. NCBI's taxonomy places the organism in Eukaryota, Viridiplantae, Streptophyta, Magnoliopsida, Fabales, Fabaceae. The transcript has a single exon. The coding region runs from base 320 to 1654 and encodes 444 amino acids. The record is from RefSeq and is a predicted model, not a curated record.